AUGGCGUACAGGGGCACGAGGGGCGCCGCCGCAGCAGCAACAGCUGCAGUGCUUGAAAAGGACGAACAUCGCCACGCGCAGUCCGCGGGCGAUCUUGUUGGGUUGUCGAGGGACAGGGUUACAGCUAACCUUGAGCCGAAAACGUCGACCGCCGCCCAGAAUUUCCCAACGAAGGCGACCGCGCCACGAAGAGAAGCGUACCGGCAGGAAGAAGCAACAUGCGACGAGCUGACAAAAAGGGUCAUGGCCUUACAAGUCGUCGACGACCGCAGCAGUACUCCUGGGAGGAAGAUAGAGACCAUUGCCGAGCUGAAGCAGCAGCUGGAAGGCAUGUGCCGGACUGUGUUCGCGACCCUCGGGCGGCAGCAGACGGAGAGCGCCUACCAGAUGGCCCUCAAGAUCGAGCUCGAGGACCGAGGGGUUGCCGUCCAGCAGGAAGUCAAGAUAUCCAUCACCUACAGAGAUAUCGACAUCUCUUCCAGGCGGGUUGACCUGCUGCUGACCCUCCGCGACGGCUGCACGGCGAUCGUCGAGAUGAAGGCCGUCUCGACACUCACCAAGGGCAACAACCUCAACGCUGUCCACCAGCUCCAGUAUUACCUCGACGUUUUCGACGUCAACCACGGGUUUCUGGUGAAUUUCCCGCACGAUGCAGGCUUCCCUCCACCACCGAACGGAGGAAUUUUCCGGCAGGAACCGAUCUGCGGAGUGGUGGGCCCGCUGUCCGAUGUUCGCGUGCGAGAACGCAAGGCUAGCAACGUCGGCAACGGGCCGGAGAUUGUGUACUUCCGGCGGGUGUUGUAACAUUCUUCUGCGCUCUUGACUCCGCUCUUCGUGGUGGUAUUUAGCCCGUGGUGUUGGUGAUCGUGGUAGAAAUGCGUUAGGGUGCGGCGCCGAAGGCCGAAACUUGCGGGAAUAGAUGGGGAGAGGCAGGUUUUUCGCGGUGUGUUAGUCUGUGUUUGGGGAUCCUUUACAGGCGGGCCGAAUAACGAAUGGAGUGGUUUGUGCCUCCGCAGAGACGACGGGGCAUGCUCUUGCUGCUGCUGCUGCUGCUGCUGCUGCUGCUGUGCAUGUGAUAUGUUGUGAUGAUGUCGACGUGGUUUUGACAUUGCAACUUGUGCGGAGUGAAAAUCUCUCACUGCUGUUGCUAACGAUUUUUGUUCGAAGCAUUUGCUCAGGUUACCGAUGUAGUAUCUGCUGAUGAGGUUUGCGCACCAGAAACCUAGUCCACGAGGUAAACUGAGGCGCAUUUGCGAAGAGAAGGCGCUUUUUUAAUGAAGCCGGCGUCCAGUAACGUGCUAGAUCAUCAUAGCGUAGGUACCGGACGCCGGCUUGAGUAUAAAAGGGCCUUGCCCUCGUGAAUGUACGACCACUUGAUUUUACCUGGUGGACCGGAAGGACCCAAGUGCAAACGAUGGCAUUCAUCAGUGCGGCAGCAGCGCAUCUAUUUUUCAGGACACCGUGCAGACUGGUGUCAACGUAAAUUUGUGCCUCGCAGCAUUACAAACGUUUUCGGAGGGUCUGCUCGUAGAUGCUCGUCCACACCGUUGUACUUUGUAGAUGUUUCCCUCUGUAGUUUAUUCAUUGCCGUUAGUGCUAGGGGCCUUCCAACAACGCAAGUGUAGGCGUUAUUUUCAAGUGUCGACAGAGAGAGCAUAGAUGCAGGGGCAAUAGAGGAAACGUGCAACGUAUACCUUUCCACCGUAGCAUGAGUACGUGGCACACGGAGGCACAAAAGCUUUUACUUACGUUCUUUUUUGCCGAUUUCUUUGGGCCAUGUUGCUCGGUUAGCCUUUGGCAGUUUGAAACCUAUUGCUGAUUAUCUGGCUUUAUUGGUGAUGACGUGGCAAUUGGCUGGUCUCUAAAGUACGGCCGUACGUAUCUGAUUCUUGUUUGUUGAUCUGACUAGACUAAUUGUUGCUUACCUUGUUCUUGCGCUGGGAGUGGUGCAGUUUAUUC
Molecule: messenger RNA, 1959 nt
Organism: Ectocarpus sp. CCAP 1310/34
Lineage: Eukaryota; Phaeophyceae; Ectocarpales; Ectocarpaceae
Source: the annotation of a GenBank genome assembly